UACAGGUGUGGACAAUAGAAUACAAAAGUUGGCAGUAUGUAUCUAAAAUACGGUUUCGGUGAACCAGGAUUAAAACUGAGAUUUCCUGGCUCUUUAGCCAGUCUGUUCCUUUUGGUGUCCUAGGAUCAUCUGAAAAAAACAGUAUUAAUGACAAACACUUAUACAGAGCUCUUACUAUCUGGCAUAAGGGCUACUUGUUCAGAAAUUAUUUUGAGGCAAGAAGUUUUGAAAGAUGGUUUCCACAGAGACCUUUUAAUAAAAGUGAAAUUUGGAGAAAGCAUUGAGGACUUACAGACCUGCCGACUCUUAAUUAAACAGUACAUCCCGACGGGACUUUUUGUGGAUCCAUAUGAGUUGGCUUCAUUAAGAGAGAGAAACAUAACAGAGGCAGUGAUGGUUUCCGAAGACUUUAAUAUAGAAGCUCCCAAUUAUUUGUCUAAGGAAUCCGAAGUUCUUAUUUAUGCCAGACAAGAUUCACAGUGCAUUGAUUGUUUCCAAGCUUUUUUGCCUGUGCACUACCGCUAUCAUCGGCCACAUAGUAAAGAUGGAGAAACCUUUAUUGUGGUCAAUAACCCUGAUUUAUUGAUGUAUUGUGACCAAGAGUUUCCAAUUUUGAAAUGCUGGGCUCAGUCACAAGUGGCAGCUCCUUGUGCUUUGAAGAAUAAGGAUAUAUGCCAGUGGAACAAUAUGAAAUACAAAUCAGUAUAUAAGAAUGUGACUCUACAGGUUCCAGUGGGACUAACUAUACAUACCUCCUUAGUGUGUUCUGUGACUCUGCUCAUUACCAUCCUGUGUUCAACUCUGAUCCUUGUGGCUGUUUUCAAAUAUGGCCAUUUUUCCCUAUAAGUUUUGUGGAGCUUAAUGCUUCCCAUAAACCUAAAUAAGACCUAUUUACUUGCGAUCAGAAGUGUUCUUCUAGGGGUGCCUGAGUAGCUCAGUUGGUUAAGUGGCUUCCUUCAGUUCAUGAUCUCAGGGUCCUGAG
Neogale vison (American mink) is the source of this 982-nucleotide messenger RNA. RefSeq names its product phosphatidylinositol glycan anchor biosynthesis class X (gene PIGX). The record is from RefSeq and is a predicted model, not a curated record. Gene Ontology annotation, cellular component: endoplasmic reticulum membrane. The transcript has 6 exons. Bases 148 to 846 code for a protein of 232 amino acids. Gene Ontology annotation, biological process: GPI anchor biosynthetic process. Lineage: Eukaryota; Metazoa; Chordata; Mammalia; Carnivora; Mustelidae.